UCUCCUUUGACCCGCAAGAUCACCACGAACGAUCUCCGCAUCAUCCGCGUCCUUGGGAACGGCGGCCAAGGGUUCGUCAUGUUGGUUCAAGACCGAGCGACGGAGAACCUGCUGGCUCUCAAGUCGGUCGCCAAGCACUCCGUGCCGCUGGAGGACGACGCCCGGAUAUUCGAGGAGCAAGAUGUCCUUCGGCGACUCGCGGGGAACUCGCGUUUCCUCGACUUGCAGGCGAGCUUCGAGAACUCGGACUACUUCUGCUUCCUCACGGACUACUAUCCAGGAGGGGACAUGAAGGACUUCCUCGCGCUCCGCGGGAAGCUUCCCGAACACGAAGCCCGCGAUUAUUACGCUCAGCUGCUUCUCGCGCUGCAAGAGCUGCACUCUCGUCGGAUCAUCCACCGCGACAUCAAGCCCGAGAACGUCCUCAUCGCCGCCGACGGCCGCCUCGUCCUCGCUGACUUCGGUAUGGCUCGCGCUUUCGGCCGCACCGCAGACCAGCAGCCGACGAUGUUCGCCAACGGGGCGCCCGCGGCUGAAAUCGACAAGACGGAGUCGGGAUGCGGGACGGCGCGCUACAUGGCCCCGGAGCAGUUCGAUCCGGGGUGCUACUCGUACGGCGUGGACACAUGGGCGCUGGGGGUUAUGCUGUACGAGAUGCUACACGGCGAGCUGCCAUUCAAAAUGACCGCCUGCUCUGAAGCGUGGAAAAUCGUCGAUUACGUGCUGGAUGGGAAGCUGGAGGUUGACGACAGUCUUAGCGACGAGGCGUACGAUCUCGUCUGCACGGUGCUUGCGAAGGACCCUCUGAAGCGUCCGACCUGCGAUGAGAUCAUCGCGCACGCCUGGUUCGACGGACAGUAA
Molecule: messenger RNA, 861 nt
Organism: Epithele typhae
Lineage: Eukaryota; Fungi; Basidiomycota; Agaricomycetes; Polyporales; Epitheliaceae
Product: kinase-like domain-containing protein
Exons: 6
Biological process (GO): intracellular signal transduction; peptidyl-serine phosphorylation
Molecular function (GO): protein serine/threonine kinase activity; ATP binding
Source: RefSeq, a predicted model, not a curated record